This is a messenger RNA of Staurois parvus, 1287 nucleotides long. NCBI's taxonomy places the organism in Eukaryota, Metazoa, Chordata, Amphibia, Anura, Ranidae. The record is from the annotation of a GenBank genome assembly.
AUGGCGCCAAAGAAAGCUGUUCCAGCUGGCAAGGGCAAAGGAACUAAAACCAAGGCCACGAAAGCCCCAAAGCCAGCCAAGCUGAAAGCCCGAAAGCCAGUCAAGUUGAAGACACUGGCUCGCCCUACUACAUUGGCCAUGGUGGUGGAGGCCCUGAAGAAGAACUCUGAGAGGAAGGGGACCUCUGUGCAAGCCAUACGCACUAGGAUUCUGGCAGCCCAUCCUACUGUUGACUCUGCAAGACUUAAGUUUCUGCUGAAGACUGCUCUGAACAAGGGGAUAGAGAAGGGUAUCCUUGUCCGACCAUCAAACUCCAGUGCUACUGGAGCCACUGGACGCUUCAAGCUGGCAAAACCACUACCAAAGACCAAGGAGGGGGACAGCAGUGCAGGAUCGGAGAAUGCAGACCCCAAUGCCCAGCCGAGUGAGAAGCCCAAGAAAAAGGCAGUAGACCCCAAUGCCCAGCCGAGUGAGAAGCCCAAGAAAAAGGCAGCGGACCGCAAUGCCCAGCCGAGUGAGAAACCCAAGAAAAAGGCAGCGGACCGCAAUGCCCAGCCGAGUGAGAAACCCAAGAAAAAGGCAGCGGACCGCAAUGCCCAGCCGAGUGAGAAGCCCAAGAAAAAGGCAGCGGACCCCAAUGCCCAGCCGAGUGAGAAGCCCAAGAAAAAGGCAGUGGACCCCAAUACCCAGCCGAGUGAGAAGCCCAAGAAAAAGGCAGUGGACCCCAAUGCCCAGCCGAGUGAGAAGCCCAAGAAAAAGGCAGUGGACCCCAAUGCCCAGCCGAGUGAGAAGCCCAAGAAAAAGGCAGUGGACCCCAAUGCCCAGCCGAGUGAGAAGCCCAAGAAAAAGGCAGUGGACCCCAAUGCCCAGCCGAGUGAGAAGCCCAAGAAAAAGGCAGUGGACCCCAAUGCCCAGCCGAGUGAGAAGCCCGAGAAAAAGGCAGUGGACCCCAAUGCCCAGCCGAGUGAGAAGCUUGAGAAAAAUGCAGUGGACCCCAAUGCCCAGCCGAGUGAGAAGCCCGAGAAAAAUGCAGCGGACCCCAAUGCUCAGCCAAGUGAGAGGCCCAAGAAAAAGACAGCGGACCCCAAUGCCCAGCCAAGUGAGAAGUCCAAGAAAAAGGCAGUGAAGAAAGUGAAAUCUACAGAGUCAAAAGGUAAGUGGCUCAAAAUUCAACUUGGUGUAUCUCUGGGGGGGGGGGGGGGGGUAGGUGAUCCUAUCAGAAAUCCAGUGGGCCACCUUCGGUGCAAUUUACAUCUGCUACAGGGUUAUUGGCUCUCUGAUUUAUAG